This is a messenger RNA of Lycium barbarum (goji berry), 4329 nucleotides long. RefSeq lists its product as uncharacterized. The record is from RefSeq and is a predicted model, not a curated record. Gene Ontology annotation, molecular function: RNA-DNA hybrid ribonuclease activity; nucleic acid binding. The transcript has 6 exons. NCBI's taxonomy places the organism in Eukaryota, Viridiplantae, Streptophyta, Magnoliopsida, Solanales, Solanaceae. Bases 1 to 4329 code for a protein of 1442 amino acids.
AUGGAAACUCAGAAGAGAACCCAAAGACAUGAAGCUUGGACUAGCACAAACAAGAACAGAUACCAUGAUGCUCAAAUUAAUUCAGGCAAGAACAAACAACAUGAAGCUAAGGAUUAUUUACAGGACAAGGAGAAGCAGUUACCAAACAGGAAAUAUAUUGACAAACGAAGGGAAAAAAGGCAGAGGAAGAAGGCUAUCCAAAUGGAACAAGACACUUUGAAUAAAAACAAGAAGAUGGAACAGGAGGAAUCACAACAGAUAGUGCCAACUCAGGAAAAAUUUGAGGAAGGAAAAGUCCUUAUUGAUCAGAUACUUCAGGAUGAACACAAAGUGCCAAACCAUACACCUAUAGAAUGUGCAAAAGAUACAAACACAAGUCAACAACUCAAAGGCAGUGAAACACAACAGGUUCAAAACACUCAGGAUGAACAAAAUAUUCAUAAAGAACCAAACAUUAUUAAUGCUACUAACAACAUUCCUGAAGCUAGCUCAUCUGAUGGUGAAGAUGGGGUUCCUGACAGUGAUUAUGAAAUAGGGGAUGACUUAGACGAAGAAGAGGAAUCAGAGGAUGCUUCAGAUACACUGGAUGAGGACUAUGAAAGCCUGGAAGAGGGCCCUUUUGAUGGUGAUGAAGUUGCAAAAAGGAUUGUUGAAACUUUUAAUGGACAACAUAGCAAUGACCCUACCAUUUUCCAAGCUUUUGCGGAUAUCUCUGAUAGGGAAAACCUAUCACCAAGAGGGUCUAAUGUGCCAAGAAGGGGAAUAGGCAACUACAGAGGUAGGGGUGGCAGAAAUGCUCCCUCAUCAUCAAUACAACACAACACAAAAACCAAAUACAGAAGACGAUUGGGUUAUAAUUUUGCUUAUGCUAACUGCAACAACAUGAUAUGGAUAUUUACUGAUGAAGAUGUUGAAUGCCAAGUCUAUUCUGACACUGAACAACAACUUUCUUGCUUUAUCAAGAUUGGAGAUGACACUAUUUCCAUCACUACUAUUUAUGCCAAGUGUAAAGCUUCUCUCAGGGAAUCUCUAUGGGAAGAUCUCAGCCUUAUUGCUUCCAGUCAGAAUCUUGAAUGGAUGGUUUUAGGAGAUUUCAACUGUAUUACUGAUCAAACUGAGAAGAUAGGAGGAAAUCCACAUAAAAUGGAGAAGAGUUUACCUCUUCUUGAAUGUAUUGGAGACUGUGAUCUUUAUGACUUGGGCUUCAUUGGUUCUGCCUUUACUUGGUGUAACUACAGAGUUCCAGAGAAUAGAAUAUGGAAGAGAUUAGACAGAGCCAUGUCUAAUCAGAAAUGGUUAACUACUUUUCCUGAGACUAGUGUCACUCAUUUGGUUAGAUCUGGGUCUGAUCAUGCCCCUCUGCUUAUACAUGCUAAAGCCUGUAACAUUAGUCAUAUUAAAUACUUCAAAUUCUUGAACUUUUGGGUGGAUAAACCUCAUUUUCAGGAUAUUGUGAAGCAAGUUUGGCAGAUAGUUGUACAGGGUUCUCAGGUCUGGAGGUUUCAUAUGAAACUGAAAAAUACAAGUAAGAAACUAUCUUGGUGGUCUAGGAACAUCAUUGGAGACAUUUUCGAGCUUACAAAAACAAUGGAAAAAAGAGUGGCUGAUCUUGAGGAUGUUUGCCUUCAAGACAACUCUACUACUAAUAUGGUUAACCUUAAUGAGGCCAAUGCUUUACUAAUCAGGCAUUACAAGACUGAGGAAGCCUUCUGGAGGCAAAAGGCUGGUAUUAAGUGGCAUGCUGAAGGGGAUCUAAAUACAAAAUUUUUCCACUUUGUUAUUACUUCCAGGAGGCAAAGAUUGUCUCUCAAGAAGAUAAAAAAUGGGGAAGGUAACUGGAUUGAGGGGGACAGAAUUGCUCAAGAAGCUAUUUCAUACUUUGAGAACAUUUUCACAGAAGACAACAACAACAAUGAUUUUUCUAAACUCUCAUGUCUUCCUAAGAUUGUCUCAAUGGAGGAUAAUGAGAUGCUAUGCUCUAUUCCCACCAUGCAAGAACUCAAAGACACUGUUUUCUCAAUGGAUCCUGGAAGUGCACCAGGACCUGAUGGCAUGACGGUCAAAUCUCCUCAAGCUUUUUCUGAUCUUAGACCAAUUAGUUUAAGUAAUUUUUCUUGCAAAAUUCUCUCUAAAUUGAUUAAUGGUAGACUUACCAGUAUUAUGGAUAAGAUUAUCUCCCAAAAUCAAUCUGGCUUUAUGAAAGGUAGGUCUAUUAGUGAGAAUAUUACUCUUACUCAAGAGAUGGUGCACAAUAUGAACAAAGCUGAGCCCAAUGACAAUGUUGUUAUGAAAUUAGAUAUGGCUAAGGCAUAUGAUAGGGUCUCUUGGACCUAUAUGUGCCAUGUGCUUAAACAGUUGGGUUUCUCUGACUCUUGGGUUGGUCUGAUUCAUCGUAUUAUCUCUAAUAACUGGUAUUCCAUUAAUAUAAAUGGUACCAGGCAUGGUUUUUUCAAAUCCACUAGAGGUCUCAAGCAUUUGAGCAAUGACAGUUUUGUUCCUUUUACUUGCAAAAGUAAUGGACCUUCUAUUACCCAUUUGUGCUAUGCUGAUGACACUAUCCUUUUCAGUUCUGGGGAUUGCAAUUCCAUCACUAUGAUGAUGGAUAAACUCAGUGAAUAUGAGAAAAUCUCUGGUCAACUUGUUAACAAGAGAAUCUGGAAAAAAAUUACCUACUUCAAUGAUUUGGUGGCUAAGGUGUCCAAUAGAAUUACUCGUUGUCAUAACAGGACUCUUUCUGCUGGAGGCAAGGCAGUACUUAUCAAAUCAGUUCUUGCUUCUAUUCCUCUUCACACUCUUUCUGUCAUUCAACCCCCUAAAACCUGUAUUAAACAGAUCGAAAUGUGCGUUGCUAACUUCUUCUGGGGGGAUAGUGAUGGCAAGAAAAAAUACCAUUGGAUGGCCUGGAAAAAGCUGUGUUAUCCUACUUGUGAAGGAGGAGAUGGCUUUAGAGGCAUCCAAUCCUUUUGUGAUGCUUUUGCAGCCAAGAAUUGGUGGAGUAUUAGAACUAAAUCUUCUUUGCUCAACCAAUUCAUGGAAGCAAAAUAUUGCAUAAGAUCUCAUCCAGUUGACAAAAAAUUUGCGAGUGGGGAUUCCCAUGUUUGGAAAAGGCUCACUGACAUCAGGGCCAGAUGUGAACAACAUAUAUUAUGGAAAGUUGGCCAAGGAAACCUAUCCUUUUGGUGGGACAAUUGGACAAGACUUGGACCCAUUGCUUACCUUUUACCUACUGAAUACAGAGCAAAGAGAGUGAGGGUCUCUGAAUUUAUAUAUGAUGGCAAAUGGAACACUCUUACUCUUUCCAGUCUAUUGUCUGAUCAUAUUUGGCAACAUAUUGCCAAGAUUAGCAUUGAACCAGACAAGGAUGAUUAUCCAGUUUGGCUACCUGAUCCCAGUGGUAGAUUUACUUAUAAAUCUGCUUGGGAUCUACUUAGACCAAGCAGAAACCACACACUUUCAGCAGCGAAAACAUGGCACUGUAAGCUUCCAUUUAAAGUUUCCUUCUUCAUGCUCAGAUUGUUACAUUCCAGGCUACCUACAGAUGAGAAAAUUGUGAAAUUUGGUGUCAAUGGACCUUCUAGAUGUUGUUGUUGCAAAACUUUCAAACUGGAAACUAUUGAACACCUUUUUUUUGUCAUAGUGAGACUGCCAAGGAUCAUUAAUCAAGUUACUUGGCUUGCUUAUCUCAUUAUUAACAGCCAGAUACCAUCUUUGAAUCUCAAGCCAAUUUGGCUAGAGUUAUGGGAUCAGGUUGAAACUAUUAAACAAGCUAUUGAUAUCAAGGUUGUUAGAUGGGCCAAGCCUAAUCACCUCACUAUGAAACUAAACACUGAUGGUUGUUGUAAAGGCAACCCGGGAGAGGCAGCAGGUGGUGGCAUCUUCAGAGACUCCAAUGGACAGCUGGUGAUGGCCUUUCAUUCUUACUUUGGCACUAUUAGUAACAAUGUUGUUGAAUGUUUGGCUAUCUUGAAAGGACUGCAAUGGUGUAAUGAUCAUGGCUUUCACGACUUUGUGAUUGAAUCAGAUUCUCAAAUGGUCAUUCACAUGAUCAAUGGGAAAUAUAUUACUCCAAUUGUGUUGAGAGAUCAAAUCCGGAAGAUCGGGCAGACUAUGUCACAAGGAAGGAUUAUUGCUCAACACUGCUUUAGAGAAGCCAAUUUUGUUGCUGAUCAUCUUGCUAAUAUGGGACUUGCUGACAGAAUGGAUAAAUUCUUCACUCAAGUUAUUUCUUUACCACAUGAGGUUAAAGCUUUAAUGAAGAAUGAUCAAAGGGGCUUUGCUCAUUUCAGAAUUAGGACCAAAAAAGGGCACUACACUUUUGACAAUGACUAA